AUGUAUCUCCUGGUUUAUGUUGAUGACAUCAUUCUCAUCAGUUCCUCUGACACUGCUGCUGAUCGCCUUGUGACUGCUCUCAGUGAUAACUUUGCUGUCAAGGAUUUAGGUGCACUGCAUUUCUUCCUUGGUCUGGAGGUUUCCCGCUCUUCUGCUGGGCUGACUCUUACUCAGAAAAAGUACUCCCUGGACUUGUCGCGGCGUGCUGGAAUGCUUCAGUGCAAACAUGCUGUCACUUCGAUGUCUGCCACUGAUCGGUUGUCUGCCCUUGAUGGAGACUCUCUCUCGUCUGAUGAUGCUACUGAGUAUCGCAGUCUUGUUGGUGGUCUGCAAUACCUUACUAUUACCAGGCCUGAUAUCUCUUAUGCAGUCAACCAUCCUGCACCGUCGUGUGAGCUCUGA
Molecule: messenger RNA, 402 nt
Organism: Aegilops tauschii subsp. strangulata
Lineage: Eukaryota; Viridiplantae; Streptophyta; Magnoliopsida; Poales; Poaceae
Source: RefSeq, a predicted model, not a curated record